ACUUUUUCUCGCCGAAACAGGUCGCAGGAAACGUUAUAUAUAAAAGUAUCAUUUAACGGUAUGAUUGCGCAACACGCGUCGUUAUUUAAAUUUGGUUUCACUUCUGAAUUUAAGUAAUAUUAGAAUAUUCGGUUACUAUUGACUUGUUAAAAAAGUAACGAAUUUAUAUUUCAUUGAAAUUUGUGUAAACGGUCUUUUCUAUUUAACUGAAUAUUUUGUCUUCAUUUGUGAAGUUAACUAAUGGAAAUACUGUUUCGACUUAAUUCCGAUGUCUUAUAAACACCAAUAUAGUUUUACGACUAAUUCACGAGUAAUUAUCUACGACAAUUUAUAGUUUUAAAUUAAAAAGGCAUGGCUGUGAGACAGAAUCUUCGUUCAUUACAUUUUCAUAAAGUUUGUGGUGGUAGUAUAAAACUAUUAGAAAAGGAUAAAGUUGCUCAUCGAACUGAUAGCUUCAAUAAUGGUCUCACAUUUACGGAUCGUCCAGUAAUGGUCGAUGAAGUUGUCUUCCUAAAAAUCGUAGAAACAGCAAGAAAUUGGAGUGGAGCAUUUAGAUUAGGAUUCACUAAAAAUGAUCCUAAAUCGAUGAAGACUAUUCCUCAACAUUCAUGUCCAGAUUUUAUUUCAUUACCUGGUAACUGGGCGAAAGCUUUACCAGAAUCUCUAAACAAGAAAGAUUCUUUAAUUUCCUUUUAUGUGAACAGCCAAGGAGAUGUUUACUAUCAACAUAAUGAUGGUAAAGAAACGUUACUCUUAGCUAAAGUUGACAUUAAACAUAAACUUUGGGGAGUUAUUGAUGUCUAUGGCAACACUGUAAAAGUUAAACUGGUAUCUAAUCCUUUCAAAGAAGAAUCAUUAUCCGAUUUUGAUUUAACUUUUCAUGCUGUACAUGGGGUGCAUGUUCAAUUAGAUGAUAGUAAAACAAUUGCAACCAGGAAAAAUGGCAUGUCUAAUGCUUAUGUUUUUAGUGGCAAGCCAAUGCAUUUUGAUGAAAAAGUAGUCAUUAAAAUCCUUACGCUUGAUCCAUGGAUUAAAGGCCUAUUUGAAUACGGAUUAACAUCUAGUGAUCCUUCUACUAUAGAAGUUAAUUCACUGCCAAAAAAUGGUGCAGAUCUGAUAGAUUUGCCAUCAGACUAUUGGGUCCUUAAAAGAGAUACUUGCUGCUAUGAUCGUGAUGAUAUUGUGACAUUUAUGCUGAAAACUGAUGGUGUGUUUAUAGUCACAAGAAAUGCCAAUGCCGUUUCGUCUAAGUUACAUGUUGAUACAAGCCGACCUUUGUGGUUGUUUUUUAAAUUAAGUGGUGCCAUUGUGAAAAUAUGUUUAAUGGGGUCAUCAGAAAAAGAGUAUGCAGAUCUUAUAAAAGAAUUUAACGAAAUAACAACCUUUCCUGUAGAGAAAAAACCAAAGCGUAGAGUUUCAAGAGAAUUAAGUAUUGGUGAAUGUGUUAUUUGCUGUGAUAAUCUAGUUAACUGUACAUUGUAUCGUUGUGGUCAUAUGUGCAUGUGCUAUGAAUGUGCUAACUUCAUGCGAAAUAAGAGUGAUAAUUGUCCAGUUUGUCGUACGAGUAUUGAAGAUGUUAUUAGAGUUUAUACCUAAAUGGUGAAAUUAUUUUUGAAUUUAGAUUUAUAUACGAGAGCAAAUUUAUAAAAGUUUUUAACGUAAUUUUUUUAUAUUGUAGAGUACUAUAAAAAUAUUGUAUUUAAAUUGUUAUUGCAUAUGCAUUACUAUUAACAGAAUUCAAUAUAUUUUUAUUUAGUAUUUUUAUUAUGUUAUUAAUAGUAAUUCCUAAAAUUAGCAAAAGAUUUAGUUAAAAAUGGAUUUGAUUGUAAUGAUAUAUGGAUUGGAUAUAGGAUUGCAAAAAUUGAGGCAUAUUUCCAAAUUCGGAGUCGAAUUGAAAAGUUUAAGAGCAUUUUAACGUAGCAUUGUAAAAAAUUGUAAUGAUUUAUUUUAUGAAAAACAGAAAUAUCAGAAGAAAUGAGUUGGUCCUAAUAAAUAUGUUAUUUAUGGUAAACUAGUUAUACUUUGUAUUGUGAUCACGUGUUAUGCGUAAAACCAUCAAUUGCCAAAAACUUGCCAACCUAGCUUAAAGGUUUUUCAUAAUUAUGAUAUAUUGAUUUCUAGUGUAUGUAAUUGUGGGCUUACUAUUGAAUCUGUUUAAAUCACAUGGCACAUAUGUUUAUAUAUUUAAUGCUAUUUCAUACAUAAUUAUAGUUAAAAGUUGGAAUUCUAUUUAAUGGUUAAAUUGUAUUUGUUUCCUAAUUUCGUUAUGCUUUUAAGGCUAGAAAUACAUUAAUGUAAUUGAAAUGCUCGACUCUUAUUUACUAAUUAAUCUUGUAUUACUCGAUUUUUUAAACAAUUCCAACGAAUCAUUAUCAAUGUAUUUUUAUCUUUGUAUCUACAAUUAAAAGUGCCUUUUUGAACCUA
Molecule: messenger RNA, 2424 nt
Organism: Parasteatoda tepidariorum (common house spider)
Lineage: Eukaryota; Metazoa; Arthropoda; Arachnida; Araneae; Theridiidae
Product: E3 ubiquitin-protein ligase NEURL1
Source: RefSeq, a predicted model, not a curated record